Messenger RNA from Onychostoma macrolepis, 1360 nucleotides. Its product is annotated as nuclease EXOG, mitochondrial-like. NCBI's taxonomy places the organism in Eukaryota, Metazoa, Chordata, Actinopteri, Cypriniformes, Cyprinidae. Gene Ontology annotation, cellular component: nucleus; mitochondrial inner membrane. Gene Ontology annotation, biological process: apoptotic DNA fragmentation. The record is from RefSeq and is a predicted model, not a curated record. The transcript has 7 exons. The coding region runs from base 108 to 1154 and encodes 348 amino acids. Gene Ontology annotation, molecular function: 5'-3' exonuclease activity; RNA endonuclease activity; single-stranded DNA endonuclease activity.
CUUCACUCAAACUCAAACCCUGUCUGACUCCACCGUGUCUGUGUGUCUGUGUGUCUGAUGGGAUGUUUUUAAUUAUCUAAACAAGUCAUUAAGUGUAAUAUUUGCUGAUGGCGUCUCAUGUGAUAUCAGUGAGGUUCGUCAGCGGCUUUGUGUUCGGCGUCACUUCCGGCGUCGCGGCUCUCAAACUCUAUUUGUACGAAGAGCAGAAAACAGACUCAGGGAGCUCCGUCCAUCGGCUCAUCGAACGCUUCGGUCUUCCUCAAACCGGUGCCGAGACGCGAUUCUACAUGAACCACGUUUUAUCGUACGAUCAGACGCGGCGGACGCCUCGCUGGGUCCAGGAGCACCUGUCCACUCACAGGUUACUGGGUCAAGCCAACAGAAAACAUUGCAGAUUCAAGCCGGAUCCCAGCGUUCCCGAGCUCUUCACGGCACACAACGAGGAUUACCUGCGCAGCGGCUGGUCGCGCGGACACAUGGCCCCCGCCGGAGACAACAAGAUCUCUGAGCAAGCGAUGGCGGAGACUUUCUAUCUGUCCAACAUCGUGCCGCAGAACUACGAGAACAACGCCGGCUUCUGGAACAGGCUGGAGAUUUACUGCAGAGAACUGACGCAGAGGUUCGGUGACGUGUGGGUGGUUUCUGGACCGCUGCUUCUGCCACAGACGCAAGAGAACGGCAGAAGAACCGUCUGCUAUCAGCUGAUCGGGAAGGAUGACGUUGCUGUUCCCACUCACCUCUACAAAGUCAUCCUGGCACAGAAAGACCCGUCUGCAGACUCUCUGGCUCUCGGGGCGUUUGUGAUCCCGAACGCUCCGAUCGGCUUCGACCGUCCGCUGACGGAGUUUGAGGUGAGUCUGGGGGAUCUGGAGCGAAUGUCGGGCCUUACGUUCUUCCCUGCGGUGGAGCGGCGCGAGCUGCUGAAGAACCUGUGUGAAGAGGACUCCUGUCAGCUCAUGGACUUCAAGCGCUUCACGCUGUACAUCAGCGGCCGCAAGGUGGCGAGCGCCAGGACCCUCGCGCGGCUGGAGAAGAUCAUGACGGAGCUCAAAGAUACCGGCAUCACACCUGACCAAUACCUGAGUGACCUUUACCUGGAGAAGAAACGAGAACUAGCAGAGAAGGAGGAACGUGAGAAGAAACCAGAGCCAUGAGAGUGUUACAUUUAUCAUUAUCCUUCAAGGCAUUGCAUUAGUUUAGCUGAUUUGUUCAUUUUUUAUUGUUAUUGUUGCAUAAACGUUCAUUAAAGGCUCAUCUGUGGGACCAGCCACACAACCUGAGUGUUUGAAAUAUUACUUGAAAUAUUUGGUUACUCAGUGUUAUUUUCACAUCUGAUCACAAAUAAAGUCUUGUGUUUAUC